AGUGCCUGUGGGGCAAGAUGCGUGUUGGCCGGUGUUGUGCCGCCGCAGGUUUGGAAGUAUAGGGGCUGGAGGGGCCUGGCCCGAUUACAGCUUUCGACCCGUUUUCUCCCCGCCCUUCCUCAGGUGCGCCCACCCUUGCCAGUCUCCCUUCCCCACCCUGGGCAGCCCCUGGAACUCACGGAGUAUCUUUAAAGAAGAGACCCUCGGAAGGGUCUUCUCUUAAGAAGAUUAUAAGAAGGUAGUGGAAACGAGCCUCCUGAGCUUUUCCGGCCCUAAAUGGCUGCAGAAUCAAGAAAGUCUUUAGCCCCAUCCCCUCCAGACCAGGCUCCUGAAGAGGAUCUUGUAAUUGUUAAGGUGGAGGAAGAUCAUGGUUGGGACCAGGAAUCAAGUCUACAUGAAAAUAACCCUCCUGGCCAAGAGCUGUUCCGCCUGCGCUUCAGAAAGUUAUGCUACCAAGAGACACUAGGACCCCGAGAAGCUCUUAUUCAACUCCGGGCACUUUGCCAUCAGUGGCUGAGGCCAGAUUUGAAUACCAAGGAGCAGAUCUUGGAGCUGCUAGUGCUGGAGCAGUUCUUGACCAUCCUGCCUGAGGAUCUCCAGACUCUGGUUAAGGAACAUCAGCUCGAGAACGGAGAGGAGGUGGUCACGCUAUUGGAGGAUUUGGAAAGGCAGAUUGAUAUACUAGGACGGCCAGUCCCGGCGCGUGCACAUGGACAUAGGGUAAUGUGGGAGGAGUUGGUGCAUUCAGAAUCUGCACCAAAGUCUCCAGAUACUCAGCUCCAACCUGUGGCAACCCAGCAGAAAUCUCCAGUGCUCCAAGGGCCACAAGAGAGAGCCAUAUCUACUCAGAGUCCUGCCCCUCCCCAGAAGGGAAGUCCUGGAGACCAGGAGAUGACAGCUACACUUCUUACAGCAGGAUUCCAGACUUUGGAGAAGAUUGAAGACAUGGCUGUGUCCCUAAUUCGAGAGGAGUGGCUUCUUGAUCCAUCACAGAAGGAUCUGAGUAGAGAUAACAGGCCAGAGAAUUACAGAAACAUGUUCUCCCUGGGUGGUGAGACCAGGAAUGAGAACAGGGAAUUAGCUUCGAAACAGGUAAUAUCUACUGGAAUCCAACCACAUGGAGAAACAGCUGCCAAAUGCAACGGGGAUGUUAUCGGGGGUCUUGAGCAUGGAGAAGCUCGAGACCUUCUGGGCAGAUUAGAGAGGCAGCGGGGAAAUCCCACCCAAGAGAGACGACAUAAAUGUGAUGAAUGUGGGAAGAGCUUUGCUCAGAGUUCAGGCCUUGUUCGCCACUGGAGAAUCCACACUGGGGAGAAACCCUAUCAGUGUAAUGUGUGUGGUAAAGCCUUCAGUUACAGGUCAGCCCUUCUUUCCCAUCAGGAUAUCCACAACAAAGUAAAACGCUACCACUGUAAGGAGUGUGGUAAAGCCUUCAGUCAAAACACAGGCCUGAUCCUGCACCAGAGAAUCCAUACUGGGGAGAAGCCGUAUCAGUGCAAUCAGUGUGGGAAGGCUUUCAGUCAGAGUGCGGGCCUUAUUCUGCACCAGAGAAUCCACAGUGGGGAGAGACCCUAUGAAUGUAAUGAGUGUGGGAAAGCUUUCAGUCAUAGCUCACACCUCAUUGGACAUCAGAGAAUCCACACUGGGGAGAAGCCCUAUGAGUGUGAUGAGUGUGGGAAAACCUUCAGGCGAAGCUCACAUCUUAUUGGCCAUCAGAGAAGCCACACUGGGGAGAAACCGUACAAAUGCAAUGAGUGUGGGAGGGCCUUCAGUCAGAAGUCAGGCCUUAUUGAACAUCAGAGAAUCCACACUGGAGAAAGACCCUAUAAAUGUAAAGAAUGUGGGAAAGCUUUCAAUGGGAACACUGGCCUCAUUCAGCAUCUGAGAAUUCACACAGGGGAGAAGCCCUAUCAAUGUAAUGAGUGUGGGAAAGCCUUUAUUCAGAGGUCGAGUCUCAUUCGACAUCAGAGAAUCCACAGUGGAGAAAAACCUGAAUCCAUAGGAGUUUAGGAAGAAACUUCAGUCAUAGUUUGGGCAUUAUUCAGCAUUAGAGAAACCACAUGCCAGUAAGAGGUCUUUCAGUGUGGUAAAAAGGCAGAAAGUUUGUCAUCAUUGUAACCUUACCUAGGGUCAGAAUCAAUAGUGGUGGCAAAGUUAGAAUAGCUCUUCAGUAGUUUGGGCCCAGUGCCUUGAUGCAGGUUGAUUAGCUUGACAUUCUUGCAAAGUAUCUGAUGGAGUGGAGCUCCCGAUGGCCUAGUGCAUCCUUUAGAAACUUAAAAUAGCAUUAGAGCAAGUUGCUUGUCGUGGCUCGAGGCACUUAAUUUUGUUUUUUGGGUGAGUAGCUGUAGGUUUGAGAGAGGCUGCUCCUAGUUCCUCUGCUUUUUCCCAUCUCUGUGAUCUCCCAUUUAUUCCCCUGAAGGUGCACUUGUGCUCCUAAUCUGAUCUAAGAAGCUGCUUUAGAGUGCAGAGCAGCCUCUGUAUAAGACUUAUAUUUGUAUUUAGCUUUCUAAGAUGCUAGUUCUAGGGAAAUUUUUACAGACACUUAGUGUAUUUAUGCUUAAGUGCGCAUUCUAUUUUAUUCCAAUGUUCCUGCUAGUCAGUGGAAAUCCAUGUUCCCAUGCAAACUCAGAAUGCUAUAUUUUUAACAGCACUCCAGCAUUUUUCUUCAUAUAUCACCUUCACUGACUCCACUGAGUCAUUGAACAUCCAUACGUAUCCUUCACAACCCCCAGUCCCAGUACCUGUGUCAGCAAAGGAAGUGGACGCAUUAGUGAUGGUUGUGGGAUGUUGCAGAGAAAGAGGUGAGUGGAGACUCAGCCCAGUGGCUCUUGAGCUUCGAUGGUUGUACCUUUUGGUGGCUUCUGGCUCUCCUUCCUACCUUCCCACUGUACACUGUGGUACAAGUAGGUGUUUACACUAUCCUAGUUAGGGCAUCACCUGGGAGAAAGAGGAGACAGAGGUGCUUGAGGAAGAUAGUAAAAUCCUUACAAAGAAUGUACACUUGUCCCUUUAGGCCCAUUACAGUACUGCUUUCUCAGGUUCCUAUCAGUCUGCACAAACCCCCUGACCAGAUGGUCUGUCACUCUUGUCAUUACCCUGGAUCCACCUCCUUAGAUGGCCUCAGCACCUCACUCAUCAUUCUCCAUCUGUUUCUUGCCAUUUGUUUUAUAUAUCCACAGUGACAAUCUGUCAAAUACUUCACCUUAAAAUUCCUCAUUCUUCUGAAUUCUGGUGUACUCCAUCUGUAAUCCAGCAAAGGCACAAUAUUAAACUCAUCAUCAUCAAGCACUGUAUUUCAUCUUUGAGGCUUUCACUAUACCAAGGGAUAUUAUGUUAAGUAAUGAGGCUAGUUUAAAGUAACACACCAGAACUUAGGCAUCCAAACGUGGGUUGUCCUUUAAAUUGAGCAUUCUAGUUAUUCCAGUAGUGCUGUUAUUCCAAUAGUGCUACCACUCCUCCACAUAUUUGGAACACUCCCCAAAUUCCCAUUUAAUAAACCAUACAAGGAAACUCUCUAUUACUCUUGAGUCACAUCUCAUUUUCGACCAUUUGAUUACCCACUUACUCACCAGAUUUGGAAUUGAGUAACUUAUGGCUAUUUCCAAAAUUGGCUUUCAAAAUUGGAAUUGAUUCCAUUAAUACUAUUCAGAAGAAUAUGACCUACAUUCUGAUGAAAACUCCAAGAGAAGUUACUCAACUUCACCCUGUGGCUAUCCUCAACAGGGACCACACUCAUUAAUCACGUUAUUUUAUGAUUGCUAUUUUUAAAAAUCAGUCAUAAAAUCGUACGUCAUAGAGGUCCACCUUUUGGAUCAUAAAUUCCUUCCCUGUAACAUCCUUUGUCUACCCACCCCCUCAUGGUCCACCUUCACCACUAACAUCAUCAAGGUUAUUACACCUAUUUCAUUGAGCCAUUGGUACCUACUUGUCAUUUGUCGUCCUGGUUUCCUUGGUUAACUUUUUCAAAACAGUGCUUUCCAUUAUGCUUUAUUUUAUCGUCCCUUCUCUCUUUUCUUUGUGUUUUGCGGGGGGUUUUUGCCUAUAGAUUACCAUUCCUAAUUCCCUUGUAGUUGAAAUUUCAAGAAACCAGAAACUAAUAUACCUGGUUGUCUCUAGAUCCAUGCUCUCUGUUUAAGUUGUGCCUUACCAUAACUCUGUGCAAGAUACUAAUUCUGCCUGAGGCCAGUGCUGCCUAUGUACAGAUAUUACAUAGGAUGAGUACAUUGUCAGGGGGAGAAAAUGUGUGUAUGCAUGUGCUUGUACACACACACACACCCCUCUCAUAUAGCGUAGAAGAACGUUUGCCUUCUAUUUCAUUGAAAGCUCUUAGCAGAGCAACAUACUGAAAUAACUAUAGAUGUACCAGUUAACAUCUCUUUACUCAGAGUAAUGUGUAGCCAGCUUACUUAAAUCUCAGAAUUACUAUGCAUCUGGCAGAAAUUCAGAGAAAAGAAAAUAUAACCAGAAAGAUUAAUGUUAUAUUGGGAUGAAUGUGAGAAAAGACACGACUUGAAAAAACUAUCAAGGUUGAUUCAUCACACCUGUAGAAAUAACCAAGUAGUAUGAGACAGUAGAAAAAGGCUGUUGUUUCUUUGGGGCAUACGUAGAAGUCCAUUCUUGUUCUCCACUUCUUACUCAUAGCAUUAGAAUAUUGUUGGUCAGUCUAUAGGACCUUAUUUUGAGCUCCUAACUGUGAGGGACAUGCACUAAGUUCCUUUAUCCUGCAGAUUCUCUUUUUAUGCUAUUAAUCUGAAAUGCACUGUUCACCAAUACUUUCUUCUCGCAUCCUCAGCUUCUCAUUAUAGGACCUGAUAUGAUGAAGUGGUUCUUCUGUAACUCUGCUGCCAUCCAACAUAGUCCUAGGAGAGAGGCAUCUUAGGUUUCAAAGAUUUUCUCGGUUGAGCAAGGUGACAAUGCUAGAAUGUAUUGGUUGAUUCCCGUAUGGAACACUUCGCUUUGCACUUGGUUCUAAGUCUCUAGACAAUAAUAGCUGACAUUUAUUGAGCACUUACUAUGUGCCAAACCAUGUUAAGCAUUUCUCAUGCUUAUGAUAGAUAUAAUUAUUAUAUUCCCUGUUUUAUAGAUGAGAUGAGGCUUAAACAGUUGAAUGAGUUGCCCAACAUCACAUAGCUGGUAAGUGAUAGAGCUGGGAUUCUAACCUGUACAGUCUGAUUCUCGAGCCUGUGCUCCUGACCACCGUGCUACCAUAUCUCUAAUGGACACCCUAACGCUGGUCAGCCAUUUAAAAAUUAUGUAUCCCUGGUCAUAGGAGGUAUAGGGGAAGGGAAUGUGCAGUAUAGUUGUAAGUCCAUUACAAUUACUGGAAAAUUGGUUGAAAAAUGCCAUUUUGGUUUGUAAUUAUAUCAUCUUUAAGUGUUGAUACUUUUGAUGCUUUGUAGUACUAGAAAGCUAAAUUGUGCAAGUAAAACAUGUUUAAAAGGGUAACUGGGAGGAUGAAGCAAUAAUAACUUACAGUUUCAAAUACAUUUCUCUCUAAACUGCCCCAGGGAAAGUAGAAUGAUGGAGGGAAAUGAGAUAUCCAUGUACAAGGCCAGGCAGAUGGACAGUUAGGAUGACAAUAGUAUCUUCAUCUACAACAUAAAAUGUAGAAAUCCUUCAACUUCACUGCCCAUUUCCAACAACCAUUUUAUUUUUCUUCUAUCAGUCAUGAUUUUUCAAACAUGUCAUCCAUUGUUCAACCCCGUUUCCUCAUUCAUCUGUUUUUAAAACUUCUCUUUACUAGUUUUUGUACUCAGUAUUCCACUGAAAUGUUUUCAUAAUCACUAGUGGAUAAAUAUUAAUACCUUUUCUGGAGCUCUUAUCCUUCUUGGUCUAUAUUUCAUACUGUUGAAGUUCCCCUGCAUCUCAGGAAUUCUCUUCUCUGGCUUGUGGGAUCCUUUUUGGUCAUAUUUCUCCAAUUUCUAGCUUUUAUUUAUUGGUCUUUUUUCUCCUUCUCUCUACUGAAAAUAAUCCCCAUGUCUUAAUUUUAUUCACUACUUCUAUACUCAUUCUUAGUUAUCUAUUUUGAUUGUUUGCACUUACCUCCUAUAUUUCAGUAACUUAAUAUUUCCUACCUUGUGGGUCAUCUCUUAACUUGUGGACUUUUCCACAGGUCCCUACACAAUUUGGUAUUUGAAAACAGAACUCAUCUCUCUUGUCCCCAAGCUCCCAUUUUCCUUUUAAAUAAGCAUCGUUACUUAACUUCUUUACCCUGAAUAGACUCACUACUCUUCAUAUUUCUUAUCCUAGUCUUGGGUAAGUCUUUUUUUGCUCUCCACUCUCCAAAUCCAAAAUCUUGCUAAGUCAUUCAAAUUUUUAGUCAGUUUUCUCUUUGAGGUUGGAUCUUUUACAUUACUGCCAUCCUCUUGUAGCCCUCUGCAGCUCUGUAUCAUCUGAGGCCCAGGUUAUUGUAAUUCUUUCUUACCAGUUUCCUUGCUCUCAAGAUCCUCAUUUUGUAUGCUUCCAAGAUGGUCCUCCUCAAAAUCCAUUUUCGUUAGGUCUUUUUCACUCAAGAACACCUAGCACAUAAUUUCCUAUGAGAGCAGUGGUGUUCAGUGUUCUUCAUUACCUUGCCCUCCAUGCUUAAUCUGCCUCAGCCCCAUUAUUCUCCAGCAUAUUCACCUUGAUUUGUCACGUUCAAACUUCCUGUGGCCUUCCACUCUUGUCUUAUAAACCCUGCCUCUGUGCCUUUCUCAUGCUAUUCCUUUUGCUUAGAUUGCUCUUUGGCCCCAGCUCAGUUGAUCACUCCCUUCAAAGCCUUGCUUCCUUUAUAUCUUCUGAGUGAGCUCUCCCUGACUGACUUCACCUCAUACUGAGACCUCCCUUAUUCCGUGCUGCCUCAGCACUUAUCCUUUGAGUUUAUAUUGUGGUCCAUGCACUUACUAAUAUGUUGCUUUGUAAUUAUUUUCUAGCACUCUGUAUUGUGGUUUCACCUUUGUAUUUAUUUCCAAAUUAAAUUGUAAGCUCCUUGAGGGCAGGAAUAAUAACUUUGACAUUUGUAUCUCUGCACCCCCUAGUGCCUAGAACAGUGCUGAGCACACAGUAGGCGUUUAAUAAAUGCUUGUCGAAUUAUUGUGUGGAUUAUUUAUGGUGUUACCUAAAGAAAUUUUUAAGCCGUUUUCAAGGAUGUACUUUUCUUACCACUUUGUGUGCAGAUGUAUUUCCGUAGUACAUCAGUAACUGCCUAUACCUAAGACUAAGACCAAAAAAUCCAACUUUAGGAGAUUAUGUGUGAAAGCUGAAAUACGAAGCUCUCCAUUUGUUUGCCCAGACUUAUUUAUUGGUUAAAAAAGAAAGAAAAUAGGAAACUCUAAAGAUUACUGUGUUAAAGUUAUCAUUGCAAAAAUGCUUGAGGAUAGGGUUUUGUAUCUGAAGUUAGACCAGUGGUUCUCAACUGGAGAAAUCUGGCAAUGUCUGGAGACAUUUUUGGUUGUACCAUCAGUGGAUGGCUGGGAUGCUACUGUCAUUUAGUGGAUAGAGGCUAAGGAUGCUGCUAAAAACUGCACACACAGGACAGCCCCCACAACAAAAAAAUUGUCUGGCUCCAUAUGUUUAAUAGUGCUGAGGUUGAGGAACCCUGGUCUGGAUAUCUAAGAAAAAGAAUAGAGAUCAAAUAUUAACAUUACAAUUACAAAAAUUAGCUAUGCCAAGCUUUAAGAGAAUCUUAAGUGUGUAUAUAUUUUGUAGUUUAUAAGAUUAUUUAAAAAAAGCUUUAAUGUUUGGAGUUCACAGCAACAUACAUGUUGGGGUGAUGGUAAACAAUAAAAUUGCUGAUGAUGAUGUUCUAAGGUUGCUUUCAGUAUCAGAUCUGCCUCAAUCCUUAUACCAAGUGGAAGGUGUCAGAGGAGUAAAGUCUAGUUUUAGUCUUCCACAUCUUGGUGCAUUAUAUAAAAUCAAAGAUAAAACACUGGGGGCUAUCUCUUUAGCAGGGGGCCUGUAAAUCAUCAAAGAUUUACCUUUGGGGACAAGACAUAACCCUCAACAGUCCCUUGGCUUUUGUAUCUGAAGUUAGACCAGUGGUUCUCAACUGGAGAAAUCUGGCAAUGUCUGGAAAAUCAGCCACUGAACAGGAUUAAUUACCAACUCUCCAAGGAAACCACAAGCCAGAAUGUUGUCAGAGUUUGUCAAGUAAAACACAUUCCCACUUAGCAAGUUUUUAACAGACUGUUAAUCCUACUUAGGAAGGCAGAUAUGUAGGGGGAGAUGUGAUUUCCUAAAUUAAAUGGCUUAAAAGAAGACCUUUCAAAAAUAUGUCUCCUUUUGUAGCUCUAUGGUACUUCCUUCAACAAGUUUAAAAAGGAUCAAUCCCAGAGUUAGAAAAUCAGUUCAAUGUGUAACACACCAAAGAAGUAACUACAUUGCUCUGUUGUGUUUAAGUAUUCAUAGUCUGUAGAAUGCUAGGUUGGGAAGUGACUUUUGAGAUCAUUUUCCAACCUGUUCUCUAAAUAGAGGUCCAGAGAGUCCACCCAUUGCACUGGGUCACCCAUUAAGUUAGUGGUACAGGUGGAAAGAGAAUCCAGGUUUUCUGAGACUCUGCCCAUUUCUUUUUUGGCUGGGUAUGCCCUCAAGUCUGAACCUUGUUAUUGUAUGUUCUUAAUUUAUACUCUGCCACGGGAUGGAGUCAUACUUAGUGCCUCUACCUGUAAUGUUUCAUUUUAAGAAUUACUCCUUUUAUCAGCUUGUAUGUCCGAACCAGUAUACUGUCAUCCUGCAAAAACAGAAACCAGUUUAAGAAGCAAAGUGUUUAUCAAGGAACAAAGAAUUGAGAUUUCAGGAGCACAGAUUCAGGUAGAAACCCAAAUAGAGUCCAGUCCUGCUAGGGAGGACACUCAAAGUCCGGGGUGGUAAAGCAUUUUAAUUGGAGCUGGAGGCAGACAGCUAAUCUUGGGUAAAAAUUGAAUUUUGAUUGUAUCUUCAAAAAGUUCACAAUCAGUCUUUGUGAUCAGGAUGUCUGUUCUCCUGCUGACCUCUCAAACAAUUGCUUGUAAAACAAUUGUAGUUUUGGCCCAGUCCAAGGUUCAAGACAGCAAAGCAGUUUCUCCAGAGAGGCCAGCUCCAUUUUCAAAUAGCUCCACUCAAAUCAAUUUUGACAAUACUGACUGGUAUCUUGAGUUAAAUUCUUUCAUAAAUGAGUAGUUUGAGGGAUUUUUGCAGUAUCACAGUAAUGUUUUGAAAGCCCUGCUUUCAUGGGCCUGGUCCCUAAUCCUCACGAAAGCAGAGAAUAUGCAGCAUUGGCUUUCAGAUCACUAAUAGUGAAGACCAGGGCUCUUGCGGUCCCGCCUGCUGGUUUUAGGGGUCCUGUAGGGCCCACACUGGAGAUGUUGCCUUUUCCCAUAAGCAGUGUCUUUAAAUUCCAAGAUUCAAGGGUGGUCCUACCCUGGGUAAAAUCAGGAAGCAAAAAUCACUUUCGGUGAAGGGUGAGGUAGGAAAGCCAAGUCUUGCGGAUGGGCCUGGGGUAGAGGCGGUCCCAGAAGGAUCGACCAGGACCUGGGCCUGAGCUCGAGACAGCCAGCCGGGAGCGAAACCAGGCCCCGCCUGGAGAUUUCCGGGCUCCUGGGCCCGCCCCGGAAGUGCUGAGAGGGACUUCCGCCCCGUAGGGAGCGGAAGGAGCUGAUUGCUGUUCUCGGUCUAGGGCCGACUGCUCUGCGUUUGGGCGGUGGCGCGGUGGGCGUUGUUCAGCUGCAACCUCUCAGAUCCUCUCUCGCGAGGCAGGCCCGGGUGGAGUGCUGACGGGAAGCUAGUGAGGCUGCCCAUCUUGGGACCGUGAGGAUUAUGGCUAAAUGCAACAUUCCUAGGAAGGGUAUUUCACGCCAUUCAGUGCUGCUGGAGUCCACAUUUGGGACUGCUUCCCUCUCGGGAUUAUAACUUUGGUCUUUACGGUCUUCAGAGUUUUGAGGCCUGACAACAACGUGGACCCCUGAUAUAUUUGGUAUCACUGCGCAUCAGACCCUCAGUUCUCCUUUCCAAACAAAAAGAAGAAACUGCAAAUGACUGGAAAUUGUUAGGGGCUCUAAGUUUAAGAGAGACUUCCUCUUCCAAUUCUUCUUGUGCCCAUUACAUUACCUUUUGAUUGCAGAAUACACCUCUUUAUUUCAGCUUGGCAAUAAUUUAUUGCUCUUCCCCUUUAGCAGUCACUUUUCCAUCCACGCCAGGGCAGAACCACUUUCCAGCAACGGUGAUGCCGUUCUCUACUGACGACCGUGUCCAGGCCCUUGAAGAAAUGUUCUCGAAGAAGAGGCCCUCAAGAGGAAUCUUACUGCAUUUGGAAAGCUGCACGGCUGCAUUUUAGAGGAUCUGGUUUUGCUGGUUCCAAGGAUUCUGUUAGCAGAAAACUCGCUCUGAGCUGGCUCCAGCAGCUCGGUUGACAAUGGCUGAGGUCAAUUCCCCAUCAUUCUUCCUGAGGAGCGCUAGGUCUGGGAGUGGGAGCAGCGUGCGGUGGGGGGUAGGGAGUUGUUGGGAAAGUGGCUACCUGGACGACCCGAAGAGUGAGUUGGAUGAACCCAGAUAGCAGGAAGGGAAGAGAGAGGUAUUUUUCAAGUCAUCUUAAAGCUUUUAGUCUCUUAGGGAUUCUUCUCUUCUGUUCUCUUGUUUAGGCAUUUAAGUCUAACGGGCUUUUGUCUAAGGGCUUUAAAAUGGAGCCAGGAAGCUAUUAAGGAAAUGGGUCUUAUAGACGUCCUCACGGAGCAGAACAUGAACUUUUUAACAGAGUUAACACUGCAAGAAACCUGCGGUUGGUCACAGUGACGAACUUUUGCCUCCCUCUACCUAGCCUUAGCAAUCAAUUAUGUUUUGCCAAGAUUAGCUUUCUGCCGCCAACCCCAAUUAAUAUUGUUUGUAAUGCAAACCUCCCUCUUUUGCCUUUAAAAGCCUCUGCCUCUUACUCCCUAGCGGGACAUUAUUUGAGUUGUUACCCGGAUCUGUGUACCUUGAAUUGCAAUUCUUUGAUCCCAAAAUAAACGCCUCUCUGCCUCUCAUUUUUAGCUCUUUAUUUUUAGGUUAAAAAACUUAAUUUCUCUGUCCCUCCAUUUCCUCAUCUGUGAGGAUGAUAAAAGCACCUGCGUAGAGAUGUUAUCAAGAUUACAUGAACAGUACUUGAUACAUAAGAAGUCCUACCUAGAUUAUUUGUUGUAAUUAAUUCUUCCUCUCCUUAUUUCCCUGGGACUGGCCUGCUCUGCUGAUUUAUUUGUUUAUAUGGUGAUUUAUUCACAAUUUCAUGUAUUUAAUUUUCCAGAUUCCAGCUCUUGCAUGCAGUUAAGAAGUAAUCUAGCAAGAAAUGCCAGCUCUGGGAGCAGGAGAAUCACUGUCUCUCUAGCUCCUACUCCGUAAUACACCACUGAAAUAUCAAUUAUAGGGAUCCUUCCCCCUAAAGAAGAGUUGGCAUCAACUCUCGAACCACCAAGAAGGAAGCCUCCGCGAUCCUAGAGCGGCCCCCAGGUGCCCAGGGGCGGGGUUCCGCGGAAGGCGACCUCUCCAGGCCAGUGGUGGCCUGAGUCGGUCGUCAGGUUGUGUAACUGCACAUCUCCAGGAUGGAGGUUUGCAAACAGAGUCUUCUGGGUGGAGAACACCCUUCUGGGAUCAGCACUGAAGAGAUGCCAUAUGCCACCCCAAACCAGCACAGUUGAAUCUUAAGCAGUAACUGAUGGUGAUUCAGACCUUAAACAAGGAGUCCAUGUCAAAGCAGAGUUUUCCAGAAGUCCAGCACAGAGGAUGAUGCCUUAAGGACUAAAUGGGAACAUUCCUCAGGGGCUCCACACUGGACAAGUCCACGGGCUUCUGAAUAGUUUGCCCAAGUGAGGGAGGAGCUGCUUUGAUGAAGCACAACCUAUAUUGCCUCAAGCCAAGGAGAGGAUCACUCUGAGGGAGAGACCUAAGACACCUGGGAAAAUUCGCCCUGAAGUUCAGUCCUGUCAAUGCUCUGGGAGUGGGAAAUACUUCAUUCAGCUUGCACAUGAUUUUCAAUUUCAACUGUAAUAAAAGCAGCAGCCCCCCAAUGUAAAGUGAGUGGAAAAGUCAUUGUUCCAAAAAUAUCCCUCCCUUAUAAAACAAACCCUGACCCACCAGCAGCCCUAAAUAAACACCAGCAUAUCCAACCUGGAGGAAAGCCCAAUGAGUAUCGAGCCUGGAAAGACCUUCAGUGUAUACCUAAGUCCCAUUAAACAACAGAGGAGCCAUCCUGGAGAAGACUCCCGUGAGAGUAAAGAAUGUGGCAAAAUCUUCAGGUACUGGAAUGAUCUUGUCAGACAUCAGAGAAUCCUUGUGGAUAUCUUCAGUAUCAGAAGACUGUAUGUGAGCUCAAGUCUCAUUAAACAUAAGCAAAUUCAUUUUGGACAGGAGCCUUAUCUAUGUCAUGAAUGUGGCAAAGCAUUGAAGUUCUGUGAUAGCUUUGUUAAACAUUAGAGAAUCUGCACUGAAGAAGACCCAAGGGUGUGAAGAGUAUAGUAAAGGGUUCAUUGUGUUUCAACUCUGGUCACCAACCAAAGAACCCAUGCUGAAAAGUACCAUUGUGAAUGUGGUGAGUGGGGCAAGACCUUCAUUUGGAAGCCAGCACUUAGUAAUUACCAAAAAACCCACACUGGAAAGAAACCCCAUAAAUGUAAAAACAUAGGAAGGCCUUCACUAAAUGCUCAAUC
Equus caballus (horse) is the source of this 12629-nucleotide messenger RNA. RefSeq names its product zinc finger with KRAB and SCAN domains 8 (gene ZKSCAN8). NCBI's taxonomy places the organism in Eukaryota, Metazoa, Chordata, Mammalia, Perissodactyla, Equidae. Gene Ontology annotation, biological process: negative regulation of transcription by RNA polymerase II. Gene Ontology annotation, molecular function: DNA-binding transcription repressor activity, RNA polymerase II-specific. The record is from RefSeq and is a predicted model, not a curated record.